Messenger RNA from Zalophus californianus (California sea lion), 2184 nucleotides. RefSeq names its product nuclear RNA export factor 2-like. The transcript is spliced from 22 exons. Gene Ontology annotation, molecular function: RNA binding; protein binding. Gene Ontology annotation, cellular component: nucleus; cytoplasm. The coding region runs from base 80 to 2053 and encodes 657 amino acids. The record is from RefSeq and is a predicted model, not a curated record. NCBI's taxonomy places the organism in Eukaryota, Metazoa, Chordata, Mammalia, Carnivora, Otariidae. Gene Ontology annotation, biological process: poly(A)+ mRNA export from nucleus.
GGUCUCGUGAGGCUCAGCUUUCUCCGUCACAUGAAAAUCCACUGCUCCUAAACCCUGAAGUCACUUGGAUCUUUCUGUCAUGUGGACCCUGCCAGUGAAGGCCAUGGAAGUCAGCACUUCCAGGUUUGAUAUACAAAACACUAUGUCUGAAAGACACCAACAACAAACAUAUGUUCUUCCAUCAGAGAAAUUUGGAACAUACAGAAAUGAAGAAUACAACGAUGGUGGUAACUCACCUCAAGGAAGAAAGAAAGUUUGGAGCUCUUUCCAAGGUAAUUUUGGCAAGAGGAGCCCUCAAUAUGAAGAUGGUGGAUAUGAGCCUCAGCCUUCACACCUCCAGGAGGAUGAUGGAAAUGUGUUGAUGAGGGAUGUCCAGGAGGACCCCCAAGUAAGACACAUUCCCUAUAGCACCCGGCGCGACAAGAGGAGAGUGAAAUGGCAAAAUGAGGGCCAUAUCCAUAUUACUGUGUGGAGAGAUAGAAAAACUCUGAAGAGAGAAAUGGGGGAGAACACACAAGAUGGAACCCCAGGGAACUGGUUCAAGAUUACCAUUCCCUGUGGGAGAAAGUAUGACAAGACAUGGCUAAUGAAUUCAAUCCAGAACCAUUGCAGUGUCCCCUUCACUCCAGUGGAUUUUCACUACGUGAAAAACCAGGCUCGGUUCUUUGUCCAGGAUGUUGGCACUGCCUCUGCAUUGAAGGAUGUCAGCUACAAGAUUUGUGAUGAGGAGAACCGAAAGAUAUCUAUCUUUGUCAAUCCUUCUACUGUACCCUACUCUGUGCGGUAUAAGUUGGAGCCAGAAGAAAUGGAACAGCUAAAGCUGACCAUGAACAAACGCUAUGACGUCUCCCAGCAAGCUCUUGACCUCCAGUGUCUCCGCUUUGACCCAGACUUGGUAAGACAUGAUAUAGAUAUAAUCCUGAAUCGAAGAAACUGCAUGGCUGCCACCCUGCAGAUCAUUGAAGAGAAUUUCCCUGAGCUGUUGUCCUUGAACUUGAGCAACAACAAACUGUACAGGCUGGAUGGCCUAUCUGACAUCAUAGAGAUGGUCCCCACAGUCAAGAUCCUGGACCUCUCCAAAAAUGAGCUGAACUUGGUGUGGGAGUUAAACAAGAUGAAAGGGCUGGAUCUUGAAGAGCUUUGGCUAGAAGGGAACCCCUUGUGUGACACCUUUCCAGACCAGUCCACCUACAUAAGUGCCAUCAAGGAUUGUUUUCCUAAGUUGUUACGCCUGGAUGGCCAGGAGUUACCAUCACCAAUUAUCAUUGAUACUGACACACCCUGCUUGAUGAAGCCCUGCAAGGAAAGUUACAAAGGAUCUGAUGCACUGAAGAGUCUAGUCCUGCAAUUCCUGCAACAAUACUAUUUGAUCUACGAUUCUGGAGACCGUCAGGGUCUCCUUGAUGCCUACCAUGAUGAAGCCUGCUUCUCCCUGGCCAUUCCCUUCAACCCCGAGGACCCAGCCCCAAGCAGCUUGUGCGAAUACUUCAAGGAAAACAGGAAUAUGAAGAAGCCCAAGGAACCCUGUGCAUCCCUGUGUGUUCAGCCACUGAAGUAUACAAAACAUAACAUCGUGGGCUCCCUCUGUGUACUGCCCAAAACACAGCAUGACCUCAGCUCUUUCUUGGUGGACAUGUGGUUCCAGACGGAGACGAUGCUCUGUUUCUCUGUUAACGGGGUGUUCAAGGAAGUGGAGGGAAAGUCUCAGUGUUCUGUUCGUGCUUUCACCCGGACCUUCAUCGCUACCUCUGCCAGCAAUUCCAGUCUAUGCAUCGUGAAUGAUGAGCUGUUUGUGAGAGAUGCCACCCCCACGGAGACUCAGAGUGCAUUCUCCAACCAAGAACCUACACUGACCACCAGCUCCAUGCCCACCCUCUCCCAGGAGCAGCAGAAAAUGGUGCAUGCUUUCUCCACUCAGUCUGGGAUGAAACUCGAGUGGUCUCAGAAGUGCCUUCAGGACAACGAUUGGAACUACAACAGAGCUGGCCAGGUCUUCACUAUGCUCAGGAAUGAGGGCAAGAUCCCAGAGGAGGCCUUCAAGCAAAUCACCUAAAAGGAGCCUUGGGUGUCCACGCCAUCAUUGUUUCUCUUUUGUCCAACCUAAGGCCAUGCCCAUGACUGGGGAUGGAGGCCUGGCUGACCAAGAAAUCAAAAUGACCUUGCAAGCCAGGUAACAUAACCACC